This is a messenger RNA of Cordyceps militaris CM01, 2100 nucleotides long. Its product is annotated as heat shock protein 90. Gene Ontology annotation, cellular component: plasma membrane; cytosol; protein-containing complex. NCBI's taxonomy places the organism in Eukaryota, Fungi, Ascomycota, Sordariomycetes, Hypocreales, Cordycipitaceae. The coding region runs from base 1 to 2100 and encodes 699 amino acids. Gene Ontology annotation, molecular function: ATP hydrolysis activity; ATP binding; ATP-dependent protein folding chaperone. The record is from RefSeq and is a predicted model, not a curated record. The transcript has 2 exons. Gene Ontology annotation, biological process: protein folding; cellular response to heat; protein stabilization.
AUGGCUGAGACUUUCGAGUUCCAGGCUGAGAUCUCUCAGCUCCUCUCCCUCAUCAUCAACACUGUCUACUCCAACAAGGAGAUUUUCUUGAGAGAGCUGAUCUCCAACGCCUCCGAUGCCCUCGACAAGGUUCGCUACAAGGCGCUCUCCGACCCUUCCCAGCUCGACUCUGGCAAGGAUCUGCGCAUCGACAUCAUCCCCAACAAGGAGGCUAAGACUCUUACCAUCCGUGAUACCGGUAUUGGUAUGACCAAGGCUGACCUCGUCAACAACCUUGGUACCAUUGCCCGCUCCGGUACCAAACAGUUCAUGGAGGCUCUCACCGCUGGUGCCGAUGUUUCCAUGAUUGGUCAGUUCGGUGUCGGUUUCUACUCCGCCUACCUCGUCGCCGACCGGGUUCGCGUCAUUUCCAAGCACAACGACGACGAGCAGUACAUCUGGGAGUCUUCUGCUGGUGGUACUUUCAACAUUACUACCGACACCGAGGGCGAGCAGUUCGGUCGCGGUACAUCCAUUAUCCUCUACCUCAAGGAUGAGCAGGCCGACUACCUGAACGAGUCCAAGAUCAAGGAGGUCAUCAAGAAGCACUCCGAGUUCAUCUCGUACCCCAUCUACCUCCACGUCACCAAGGAGACCGAGAAGGAGGUCCCUGACGAGGACGCUGAGGUUGAGGAGGUCGACGACGACAAGAAGCCCAAGGUCGAGGAGGUCGACGAUGAGGAAGAGGAGAAGAAGAAGAAGACCAAGACCAUCAAGGAGACCAAGGUCGAGGAGGAAGAGCUCAACAAGCAGAAGCCCAUCUGGACCCGCAACCCGCAGGACAUCAACCAGGAGGAGUAUGCCUCGUUCUACAAGUCGCUCUCCAACGACUGGGAGGACCACCUCGCCGUCAAGCACUUCUCCGUUGAGGGUCAGCUCGAGUUCCGUGCCAUCCUCUUCGUCCCCAAGCGUGCUCCCUUUGACCUCUUCGAGACCAAGAAGACUAAGAACAACAUCAAGCUCUACGUCCGCCGUGUCUUCAUCACUGAUGAUGCCACCGAGCUCAUCCCUGAGUGGCUCUCGUUCGUCAAGGGUGUCGUUGACUCUGAGGAUCUUCCCCUCAACCUGUCUCGUGAGACUCUUCAGCAGAACAAGAUCAUGAAGGUCAUCAAGAAGAACAUUGUCAAGAAGUCUCUUGAGCUCUUCCAGGAGAUUGCCGAGGACAAGGAGCAGUUCGACAAGUUCUACAGCGCCUUCUCCAAGAACCUCAAGCUUGGUAUCCACGAGGACUCCCAGAACCGCAACAUCCUUGCCAAGCUCCUCCGCUUCAGCUCGACCAAGUCUGGCGAUGAGCAGACCUCUCUCACCGACUACGUCACCCGCAUGCCCGAGCAUCAGCAAAACAUGUACUACAUCACCGGCGAGUCCACCAAGGCCGUCGUCAAGUCUCCUUUCCUCGACGCUCUCAAGGAGAAGGGCUUUGAGGUCCUCUUCCUUGUCGACCCCAUUGAUGAGUACGCCAUGACUCAGCUGAAGGAGUUCGAGGGCAAGAAGCUGGUUGACAUCACCAAGGACUUUGAGCUCGAGGAGACUGAGGACGAGAAGAAGGCCCGCGAGGCUGAGGAGAAGGAGUUCGAGGAUCUUGCCAAGGCUCUCAAGAACGUUCUCGGCGAGAAGGUUGAGAAGGUUGUUGUCUCCCAGAAGCUCGGCCUUUCCCCCUGCGCCAUUCGUACCGGCCAGUUCGGUUGGUCCGCCAACAUGGAGCGUAUCAUGAAGGCUCAGGCUCUCCGUGACACCUCCAUGUCCAGCUACAUGUCCUCCAAGAAGACCUUCGAGAUCUCCCCCAAGUCCCCCAUCAUCAAGGAGCUGAAGGCCAAGGUCGAGGCUGAUGGCGAGAACGAUCGCACUGUCAAGUCCAUUGUUCAGCUCCUCUUCGAGACCUCGCUGCUUGUCUCUGGAUUCACCAUUGACGAACCUGCCGGUUUCGCUGAGCGCAUCCACAAGCUUGUCCAGCUCGGCCUCAACAUCGAGGAGGAUGAUGCUGCUCCUGCUGAGGUUACUGCCGAGACCGAUGCUCCUGCUGCUGUCCCUGCUGACAGCGCUAUGGAGGAGGUUGACUAA